AAAAUAUCUGGCAGUUACAGGAAGAAGUUAAAUCCAACAGUUCAAAGGAGAGAUUGAAACUGUAGUCGAAUUCAUCAAAAGGUAUGUAUAUUUAAUCCAUCCAAAAGAAAUCAAAAACAUGUUUUCUACAACCACCUGAUCGAAAUUACGAGUGGAUUUUCAUCAUUUUUUCCAGCCACGAUGCCAAGUUUUGAUGAAUUCAAUAAGUUGGCCGCUUGGCUAAAAAAACUCACGCUUGAGUACGGUGAAAGCGGACAGGUCAGUGCCUUACCUUAGUGACUGUAUAUAUAGAAAAAGUACUGAGUCAUAUUCAUCCUUGUGUAAAAAUUACACCUUAGCUCGAAAGCAUAGAAAAGCUGGAGACGACAACAGAAAAUACCAGCUUGUUAGUUGCAUGAAAGAUCUCCCUUGUGGUUCCUAUAGUCAAUAUUUAGGAAAAAUUUGAGUGAUUUGCGUCAAAACUUUUCUACAUCAGCAGUUGAGUUUUCCACGUCAUUAUGAUGAAAUUAUAUACUCAAAAGUGGCCCCCUUAAGGAGAAACAGUUUGGUUUUGGAAAAACUUUAUUUUGAAUCGCUCGGUUUACUUUUAGUUAUUCCUUGUGGACCGAUUCAUAUUCUGAAUUUGUUUCCCUUUCGGACACAGGUCAUGGACCAGAAAAAAAGUCAAACUUCAUUUUCUUUCCUCUUAUUUUAAUCGUGUUAUCAUAUUCUCUAUUUUUAUUACGCUCUUCGAGUUCCUUCCUUCAUUUCCACUUUUCUUCAGAGUUACUACUUCACUUGGAACCAAAUAUUCAAAUACAUUUUAGUUAGUAUUGUAGCUUUUUAGAGGCAAGUCAUUAAUUAUCGAAGGGAAGGGGGGGGGAGGGUCGGAAGGAUUUUGGUUGUGUCACGUUAAAAUUUACUGAUUUAUAAUUUUUUAAAUGCCUCGUUCAGGUUACUUACAAGGGUCGCGUGUUCAGCUUCAAAACAGAGAGAGAAACAUUCACAGCAGGUAACUGGGCGUGUGACGGAGUGGCAACUGAUGAUGCCACUGGAAUAUGGGCGAAAGGAAGGCAUUAUUACACUGUACAACUCGCCCUUGAACACGGCGUCAAAGACCUGGUCCGGAAGCUCAAGCAAGAACAUCAAAUAGAUCUUUAUUGAAACAGCUAAACGAG
This is a messenger RNA of Pocillopora meandrina, 1157 nucleotides long. NCBI's taxonomy places the organism in Eukaryota, Metazoa, Cnidaria, Anthozoa, Scleractinia, Pocilloporidae. The record is from the annotation of a GenBank genome assembly.